CAGGAGGAGCCCGCGGGAGAGGAACCCCGAGCACCCCGCGCCGCAGCCGCCGCAGCCCGUGCGCCCCGUGCCCCGCGCGCCAUGGCCAAGGAAGGCGUGGAGAAGGCGGAGGAGACGGAGCAAAUGAUCGAGAAGGAGCCAAGCAAGGAGCCGGCGGAGGGCGGCGGCGGCGAUGGCUCGCAUCGCCUCGGGGAUGCUCAGGAGAUGCGCGCCGUGGUGCUGGCCGGCUUCGGCGGGCUCAACAAGCUGCGGCUCUCCAGGAAGGCCAUGCCCGAGCCGCAGGACGGCGAGCUCAAGAUCCGCGUCAAAGCCUGUGGUUUGAACUUCAUUGACUUGAUGGUGCGACAAGGGAAUAUUGACAACCCUCCCAAGACUCCCCUGGUGCCCGGAUUCGAGUGUUCUGGGAUCGUUGAAGCUCUGGGAGACAGCGUGAAGGGAUACGAGAUCGGGGACCGUGUCAUGGCCUUUGUCAAUUACAACGCCUGGGCUGAAGUGGUCUGCACGCCAGUGGAGUUUGUCUACAAGAUCCCAGAUGACAUGAGCUUCUCUGAGGCAGCCGCGUUCCCCAUGAACUUCGUCACAGCAUACAUGAUGCUCUUUGAAGUGGCCAACCUGCGGGAGGGGAUGUCUGUGCUUGUGCAUUCAGCCGGUGGUGGAGUGGGCCAAGCUGUGGCUCAGCUGUGUUCCACCGUACCCAAUGUGACCGUCUUUGGAACGGCAUCUACUUUCAAGCAUGAAGCAAUCAAAGAGUCCGUGACCCACCUCUUUGAUCGAAAUGCAGACUACGUGCAAGAAGUCAAAAGAAUCUCCGCUGAAGGUGUGGACAUCGUCUUGGAUUGCCUGUGCGGGGACAACACUGGGAAAGGCCUCAGCCUUCUCAAGCCCCUGGGAACCUACAUUUUAUAUGGUUCGUCCAACAUGGUAACUGGAGAGACCAAGAGCUUCUUCAGCUUUGCUAAAUCAUGGUGGCAGGUGGAGAAAGUGAACCCCAUCAAGCUGUAUGAAGAGAACAAAGUCAUCGCGGGGUUCUCCCUCUUACACCUGCUCUUCAAACAGGGCCGAGCAGGCCUCGUUCGAGGUGUGGURGACAGACUCAUAGGCCUGUACAACCAGAAGAAGAUCAAGCCGGUGGUGGACUCCUUGUGGGCCCUGGAGGAGGUGAAGGAGGCCAUGCAGCGGAUCCACGACCGAGGGAAUAUCGGGAAGUUGAUUCUGGAUGUGGAAAAGACCCCGACUCCACUGAUGGCCAACGACAGCACAGAGACCAGCGAGGCGGGGGAAGAAGAGGAGGACCACGAGGGCGACAGUGAGAACAAGGAGCGGAUGCCCUUUAUCCAGUAGCCCAGGACCAGACAGGAGGAUGUGAAGGACGGUUUGGAAGAAGAGGACCCGCUGCGAAUCUCUUCUCCGCCCCAGUGAACACAUGCUGUAGUCCCUGCGUGUCGUGUUCGUCUGCAGUCAGCUGAGCUAAGAAGCUGUUGAUCGCUGUUGUUUUUUGGAAUUAAGUGCCAAGCCCAUUUCCAUGCAGUAUUAUGUCCCUUCCCGAUCUGUGUAUCACACUCUCCCCUCUCCCUGGUAUCCAAACCAUCCAUCUUCAGGUCCUUCUUGAUGGUUCUAGAAUAGCCUU
This is a messenger RNA of Urocitellus parryii (Arctic ground squirrel), 1627 nucleotides long. RefSeq names its product vesicle amine transport 1 like (gene Vat1l). NCBI's taxonomy places the organism in Eukaryota, Metazoa, Chordata, Mammalia, Rodentia, Sciuridae. Gene Ontology annotation, molecular function: zinc ion binding; oxidoreductase activity. The record is from RefSeq and is a predicted model, not a curated record.